Molecule: messenger RNA, 2699 nt
Organism: Sceloporus undulatus (fence lizard)
Lineage: Eukaryota; Metazoa; Chordata; Lepidosauria; Squamata; Phrynosomatidae
Gene: VAV2
Product: vav guanine nucleotide exchange factor 2
Exons: 26
Biological process (GO): cell migration; intracellular signal transduction; regulation of GTPase activity
Cellular component (GO): cytoplasm
Molecular function (GO): protein binding; guanyl-nucleotide exchange factor activity
Source: RefSeq, a predicted model, not a curated record
GAGAGGUAGCUAGAGAAGUAGAAGCAGAGAGAGAGAGAGAAAGAAAGAAAGAAAGAAAGAAAGAAAGAAAGGGGGCGGAGAUAGAGAGAGGGGUGGAGAGAGAAAGAGUUGGAGUUUGAGUCUGGCGCUGGGCUUUUCCUGCAGAGAGAGGCCAGCUUCAACCUCUCUCUCUCUCUGGGGCCGGGGCUUGCCUUGCUCCCUCUGGGCAGCCCAGAGAAGGAGGAGGCGGCGGCGAGGAGGAGGUCUCAGCCAGAGGAGGAGGAGGAGGAGGAGGAGGCGAAGAAGCCGAAGAAGGAAGGGGCCGGAGUUGCAGCCCUGCUGCUGCUGCUGCUGCUGCUGCCUCCUUCUCCUCUUUGUUCGCUGCUGGAGCCCGGGCCGGAGGAGGAGGGAAGGAGCCCCGGGAGCCGAAGCGGGCGAGGCUGGGUCCCUCCUUCGUCUAUGGGGGCUUCGUAGCGGGAGGCAGCUUUCUCGGGGCCGCCAUGGAGGAGUGGCGGCAGUGCGGGCGCUGGCUGAUCGACUGCAAGGUGCUGCCGGGGAGCCACCGCGUGGUCUGGCCCUCGGCCGUGGUCUUCGAGCUGGCCCAGGCCCUCCGCGACGGCGUCCUCCUCUGCCAGCUGCUCCACAACUUGGCCCCGGGCUCCGUCGACCUCAAGGACAUCAACUUCAGGCCCCAGAUGUCCCAGUUUCUCUGCCUGAAGAACAUUCGGACUUUCCUCAAAGUAUGUCACGACAAAUUUGGCCUCCGGAACAGCGAGCUGUUUGACCCCUUUGAUCUUUUCGAUGUACGGGAUUUUGGAAAAGUGAUCUCAGCUGUCUCCAGACUGUCGCACCACAGCAUCGCACAAAACAAAGGAAUUAGGCCGUUCCCUUCGGAGGAAACCACCGAGAACGAUAAUGAUGUCUACCGAAGUUUGGAGGAACUGGCUGAUGAGCAUGAUUUGGGGGAGGACAUUUACGACUGUGUCCCAUGUGAAGAUGAAGGGGACGACAUCUACGAGGACAUCAUCAAGGUGGAAGUCCAGCAGCCCAUGAUCAGAUACAUGCAGAAAAUGGGCAUGACGGAAGAUGAUAAAAGAAACUGCUGUUUGCUAGAAAUUCAGGAGACUGAGGCCAAAUACUACAAGACACUGGAAGAGAUAGAAAAGAAUUACAUGAAUCCCUUAAGGUUGAUCCUGACUCCUCAAGACAUGGAAGCAAUAUUUAUCAAUCUGGAGGACCUCAUCAAAGUGCACUUCAACUUCCUAAGAGCCAUCGACGUUUCCAUGAUGUCGGGAGGGAGCAGCUUGGCCAAAGUGUUUCUAGAAUUCAAAGAAAGGCUCCUGAUAUAUGGGGAAUACUGCAGUCGGAUGGAGAAUGCCCAGACGACUCUCAACCAUCUCAUGGCCAAUCGGGAGGAUGUUCGGCAAAAAGUCGAGGAAUGCACCUUGAAGGUUCAGGAUGGGAAGUUCAAAUUGCAAGACCUGUUGGUGGUACCGAUGCAAAGGGUCUUGAAGUAUCACCUCUUAUUAAAAGAGCUCCUCAGCCAUUCGUCUGAUCGGCCCGAGAAGCAGUCACUCAAGGAAUCCUUGGAGGCCAUGCAGGAUUUGGCCAUGUAUAUAAACGAAGUCAAGCGGGACAAAGAGACUUUAAAGAAAAUCAGUGAAUUUCAGAGUUCUAUAGAAAACCUGCCAGUGAAACUGGAAGAAUAUGGGAGGCCAAAGAUUGAUGGUGAGCUGAAGGUUCGGUCGAUAGUAAACCACACGAAGCAGGAUAGGUAUUUGUUUUUAUUUGACAAAGUAGUGAUUGUCUGCAAAAGGAAAGGCUACAACUAUGAGCAAAAGGACAUUAUUGAGCUGCUCUGCUACAAGAUGACUGAUGAUCCCACGAAUAACAAGGACAUCAAGAAGUGGUCCUAUGGCUUCUACCUCACGCACCUCCAAGGCAAGCAAGGCUUCCAGUUCUUCUGCAAGACAGAAGAUAUGAAGAGGAAGUGGAUGGAGCAGUUUGAAAUGGCCAUGUCUAACAUUAAGCCAGAGAAAGCCAUGGCCAACAACCACAAUUUCCAGAUGUACACGUUUGACAAGACAACUAACUGCAAAGCAUGCAAGAUGUUUUUAAGAGGAACCUUCUACCAAGGCUACCAGUGCAUGAAGUGCAAAGUUGGUGCUCACAAGGAAUGUCUGGAGAUCAUCCCACCCUGCAAAAUCAGUUCUCCACCAGACCAGGACUCGCUGAAUAUAGGUCCCAAAAUGGUGGCUGUUCAAAAUUAUCAUGGGAACCCGGCUCCUCCAGGGAAACCUGUGUUGACAUUUCAAACGGGAGAAGUGAUAGAGCUGCUCAGAGGGGACCCAGAGUCGCAGUGGUGGGAGGGACGGCUAAUCUUGUCCAAGAAGUCUGGUUAUUUCCCCAGUUCGUUGGUCAAACCUUGUCCUGUGGAUGCAAGGCCUCCCAGCACCCGACCCUCAUCGCGAGAGAUGGACUACUCGGCCUACCCUUGGUUUGCAGGCAAUAUGGAGAGGCAGCAGACAGACAACCUCCUCAAGUUGCACUGCAGCGGGACGUACUUGAUCCGCGAAAGGCCGGCAGAGGCUGAGCGUUUUGCCAUCAGCAUUAAAUUUAAUGAUGAAGUGAAGCAUAUUAAGGUGGUGGAAAAAGACAAUUGGAUCCACAUCACAGAAGCCAAAAAAUUUGAAAGCCUUUUGGAACUUGUUGAAUAUUAU